Messenger RNA from Lasiodiplodia theobromae, 582 nucleotides. Its product is annotated as Molybdenum cofactor synthesis. Lineage: Eukaryota; Fungi; Ascomycota; Dothideomycetes; Botryosphaeriales; Botryosphaeriaceae. Gene Ontology annotation, cellular component: cytosol. The transcript is spliced from 3 exons. The coding region runs from base 1 to 582 and encodes 193 amino acids. The record is from RefSeq and is a predicted model, not a curated record. Gene Ontology annotation, molecular function: molybdopterin synthase activity. Gene Ontology annotation, biological process: Mo-molybdopterin cofactor biosynthetic process.
AUGGCCGAAAUGGGCGCCGACGCAAUGCACCGGCAAGACGAGGGCGUGUAUGUGCAACUCACCGAGGACCACCUGGAUGUCUCGUCCGUCAUGGCUCGCGUCAAGAGCCCCGACGCCGGCGCCGUCGUCCUGUUUGCCGGCACGACCCGCUCAACCUUCGACUCCAAACCCGUCGCCCGCCUCUCCUACCAGUCCUACGCACCCCUCGCCCUCUCCACGCUCCUCGCGCUCGCCCGCGACGUCCGCCAGAAGCACGCCCUCACGGCCAUCGCCAUCGUGCACCGACUAGGGCCCGUGCCCGUCGGCGAGGAGAGCGUGCUGAUCGCCGUGUCGAGCCCGCACCGGCAGGCCGCCUGGCGCGGCGGCGAGGAGGCGCUCGAGCUGACCAAGGAGCGCGCCGAGAUCUGGAAGCUCGAGGAGUUCGUGGGCGAUGAAGGCGCCGUCUGGAGGGCCAACAGGGAUGGUCAGAGUGGGGUGAGGGUUGAGGCCGGUGGCCGGGGUGAAGGAUCUGGAGAUGGGGACGGCAAGGUCGGUCUUGGCCAGGGAUCAUCGAAGUUGAAGAAGGAGCCGUACAUUAGUUAG